Miniopterus natalensis is the source of this 1980-nucleotide messenger RNA. NCBI's taxonomy places the organism in Eukaryota, Metazoa, Chordata, Mammalia, Chiroptera, Miniopteridae. The record is from RefSeq and is a predicted model, not a curated record.
CCAUAAUAUUUAAAAUCUGGGACAAAGAACCGUCUGGACGGAACUGCUUCCAUUGCAAAACCUCAGCGCGGCCCGGGAGCGGCCGGCGCGCCGGAGCCAGGAGCAGCCCCUUUAAAAAGCGGAGUACAGUAUUGGGAUUCCUGAAACCUGAAACCUAGACGCCGAAUCGCGGCGGAAACCAGACGGAAAACCUUGAACUCCUCCAGACAAUUGCUUCCGGGGAGUUUCGGGACAGAGUGGAGGAAUAAAGGGCCCGAGAGGAGGGGCCCCUCGGAUGGCGCGCCCCUGAGGGUCCUGGCGAGUUCGAGGAGCGUGGGAAGGAGAGGACCCUACCCUGUCCCUGGGCUGCGGGCCAUGGCCACCGUGGAGCCGAGAGCCCUCGGCACUGGCUUCAAGUGGCUCUCUUUGGCCACUUUUGUGCUCAUCUGCGCCGGGCAUGGGGCACGCAGGGAGGAAGGGGGUCCAGCCUGCUACGGGGGAUUUGACCUGUACUUCAUUUUGGACAAAUCAGGAAGUGUGCUGCACCACUGGAAUGAGAUCUAUUACUUUGUGGAACAGUUGGCUCAUAAGUUCAUCAGCCCACAGCUAAGAAUGUCCUUUAUUGUCUUCUCUACUCAAGGAACAACCCUAAUGAAGCUAACAGAAGACAGAGAACAGAUUCGUCAAGGCCUUGAAGAACUCCAGAAGGUCCUGCCAGGAGGAGACACUUACAUGCAUGAAGGAUUUGAAAGGGCCAGUGAGCAGAUUUAUUAUGAAAACAGUCAAGGAUACAGGACAGCCAGCGUCAUCAUUGCUUUGACUGAUGGAGAACUCCAUGAAGCUCUCUUUUUCUAUUCAGAGAGGGAGGCUAACAGAUCCCGAGACCUUGGUGCAAUUGUUUACUGUGUCGGCGUGAAGGAUUUCAAUGAAACACAGCUGGCCCGGAUUGCGGACAGUAAGGACCACGUAUUUCCUGUAAAUGACGGCUUUCAGGCUCUGCAAGGCAUCAUCCACUCAAUUUUGAAGAAGUCCUGCAUCGAAAUUCUAGCCGCUGAACCAUCCACCAUAUGUGCAGGAGAAUCAUUUCAAGUAGUCGUGAGAGGGAAUGGCUUUCGGCACGCUCGCAACGUGGACAGGGUCCUUUGCAGCUUCAAGAUCAACGAGUCGGUCACCCUCAAUGAAAAGCCCUUUGCUGUGGAAGAUACGUAUUUGCUGUGUCCAGCACCUGUCUUAAAAGAAGUUGGCAUGAAAGCCGCACUCCAGGUCAGCAUGAACGAUGGCCUGUCUUUCAUCUCCAGUUCUGUCAUCAUCACCACUACACAUUGUUCCGAUGGCUCCAUCCUGGCGAUCGCCCUGCUGAUCCUGUUCCUGCUCCUGGCCCUGGCUCUCCUCUGGUGGUUCUGGCCCCUCUGCUGCACCGUGAUUAUCAAGGAGAUGCCUCCACCCCCUGCUGAGGAAAGUGAGGAGGAAGACGAUGAUGGUCUGCCUAAGAAAAAGUGGCCUACGGUGGAUGCCUCUUACUAUGGUGGAAGAGGUGUUGGAGGCAUUAAAAGGAUGGAGGUUCGUUGGGGAGAAAAGGGCUCCACAGAAGAAGGUGCUAAGUUGGAAAAGGCAAAGAAUGCUAGAGUCAAGAUGCCAGAGCAGGAGUACGAAUUCCCUGAGCCUCGGAACCUCAACAACAACAUGCGCCGGCCCUCCUCCCCCCGCAAGUGGUACUCUCCCAUCAAGGGAAAGCUCGAUGCCUUGUGGGUCCUACUGAGGAAAGGAUACGAUCGCGUGUCAGUGAUGCGUCCACAGCCGGGAGACACGGGCCGCUGCAUCAACUUCACCAGAGUCAAGAACCAUCAGCCCGCCAAGUACCCCCUCAACAACGCCUACCACACCAGCUCACCGCCGCCCGCGCCCAUCUACACCCCGCCGAACCAAGGAAUCCUCACCCCUGUGCACCACCCAGGAAGGUGGAAACCCUUUGCCUACAAUUUGGGGGAAAGCUCGGAGUAG